This is a messenger RNA of Alosa alosa (allis shad), 1517 nucleotides long. RefSeq names its product alkB homolog 4, lysine demthylase (gene alkbh4). NCBI's taxonomy places the organism in Eukaryota, Metazoa, Chordata, Actinopteri, Clupeiformes, Clupeidae. The record is from RefSeq and is a predicted model, not a curated record. Gene Ontology annotation, biological process: oxidative demethylation; actomyosin structure organization; protein demethylation. Gene Ontology annotation, molecular function: oxidoreductase activity; actin binding; demethylase activity. The transcript has 3 exons. Bases 49 to 933 code for a protein of 294 amino acids. Gene Ontology annotation, cellular component: contractile ring; midbody.
GCACGGAACUAAUGACAACACACAGUUGUUUCUAUCAGGAAGGUUUUAAUGUUGCUGAAUGCACUCUCGCUGCCACCUUAUGUAUGGCUGCUACUCCUGGAACGUCAAAUGGUUUCAGAGGGAGUCAGAAGUAGUAUGCCUGUUUGUGGUUGUAAAGGCAUAAGGACAUGUCUAACAUGUGAGAGAAUAACGGGCAAAAUUGGCUUGACUGCAAAUGAAAUUACAAAGGAAUCACAAGAAUUUACAUACAAUCCUUUAUCAGAACUGGCCAUAAGAUGUGUGACUGGGGUUCAAGAAUCAUUUCCCUUCCCUGGAGUGUUUCUAUGCGAAAACUUUGUCACUGAGGAGGAGGAGAAGGAACUGGUGUCUAAAAUGGAUGAAGAUAUUUGGAGAGAAUCCCAAUCAGGAAGAAGGAAACAGGAUUUUGGCCCUAAAGUUAACUUCAAAAAGAGACGUGUACGUGUUGGAGGCUUCUGUGGCCUGCCAUCAAUAAGUCAAAAACUAGUGGCCCAAAUGAACCAAUUGCCCCAGCUUAAUGGUUUUCAUCCGGUGGAGCAAUGUAACCUGGACUACAAUCCUCAGCGAGGGUCUUCUAUUGAUCCCCACCUUGAUGACAGCUGGUUAUGGGGAGAGCGAUUAGUUACGAUCAACUUACUUUCAGACACCAUUCUCACAAUGAGCCUGGAUGGAGGAUGUGGACAAUUGGAUCAAGAAGAAGUGAAGGUCCAUCUCUCUCGUAGGUCCUUGGUUGUGUUGUAUGGUGAGGCAAGACACCGAUGGAAACAUGCAAUCCAUAGAAAGGACAUUCACAGUCGCAGAGUGUGUAGUACAUUCAGGGAGCUUUCUGCUGAGUUUCUAGAAGGCGGAGAACAAGCAGAGAUGGGCUCCCAACUGUUGAACAUUGCCUCCAGCUUCCAUGGUGUUCCUCUGUGACAAUUUAUUAUAGAAUUUCACUCUGGAUGGGAUUGUGGCAUAGGCCUAAUAUCAAGUUAAUCAACAAUAGCAUGUUAUAGCCAGCAUAUGCUACUUUCGUAAUCACACACAGUUUGACAAUUCUUGCACUUUAAGUCAAAGAUAAAUACCUUGGUCGUAUAAUUUUCGAUUUGUUUUAUAAUAAUAAUAAAAAAAAAUACCCAUCUAGAAUAUAGAAAUGUGUCUGUGUUGAUUGAUGAGCUAGGUUUGUACACUGGAGUGUGGCAUGGUGCAAAAUGGGUUCUUGCCUACUUGUAAAUACUGCUUCAAUGUAUCAGUACUGUUCAUGAUACGAUUCAGCUCACUAGUUUAGCAAUCAAAAUUGUAGAUUGCUUUUGCAGCUGUUUUGUUGUAUUUGUUGUUGUCCAUGACAGCAGCUACUGCAUUAAGGACUCUCAUUAUUGUUGUUGAGGACAUUGUUAUUAUAUUACAACAUAAAUACCAAUACCAAUUUAAAUAUUGCAUAUUUGCCUGUAAGAAAGGCUUAUGUUAGACUAGACCAAUAUCAGUUUCAUAGUGUGCCAUAGGAAUAUGGACAAUGCCGG